AAAACAAACACAUGCAGCAAAAGAUGGCAGCUUCUAACUAUCACAAACUCCCAAUCUUGUUUGCUUUCUUGGUAGCUCUCAUCACCAGAAACGUGAAUGCAGAUCUGAUAGACACUGUUUGUGCUAAAACACAGCAUCCUCCCAUCUGUCAGAAAGCCUUAAGAUCAGACCCUCGUUCCAAGAACGCCGACCUUAAGGGAUUAGGGUUCAUCUCCAUUGAUAUCACAACAGAUAAAGCCAAAUCUGGGAAGACCCUCGUUCAGUCCCUUAUGGGAAAGUCCACUGACCCGAAGGAGAAGUCGGCGCUGUCUUCUUGCUUGGAAAACUAUGGGGACUCCAUUGAUACGCUCGGGGAGUGCCCGGAUUUGCUGAAGUCUGGAGAUUAUAACGGAGUGAAUGUGAAAGCUUCUUCUGCUCUGGAUGAUAUUGGGACUUGUGAUGAUGGGUUUGAGGAUCUUGGUAAGCCUGAGCCUGCUCAGCUCAAAGAUGCCAGCUUUAAUGCGCAAGCCGUCUGCGAAAUCAUUUUGGUUAUUAGCAAUCUUUUGUAGGGAGCUGGGAAUGUAUGGAUGUUAUGGAUUAUGAUGUUAAUCUAAAUCACUAGAUGAGAAUGUAAUUUCAGCAAGAAUGCAAUUUUAGCUACAUACAUUGCUCUUAUUGUUGGUUGAAGAAUUAUUUAUAAACACGAUACCUCCAUUCAAGUA
This is a messenger RNA of Cuscuta europaea, 701 nucleotides long. NCBI's taxonomy places the organism in Eukaryota, Viridiplantae, Streptophyta, Magnoliopsida, Solanales, Convolvulaceae. The record is from the annotation of a GenBank genome assembly.